Messenger RNA from Mercenaria mercenaria, 2437 nucleotides. RefSeq lists its product as uncharacterized. The transcript is spliced from 7 exons. Bases 107 to 1774 code for a protein of 555 amino acids. Lineage: Eukaryota; Metazoa; Mollusca; Bivalvia; Venerida; Veneridae. The record is from RefSeq and is a predicted model, not a curated record.
GAGGCGCUACAGUUUUUUCCAUUUGUGAACACAUAAAAGGUCGGGUGAUUUUUGCAAACAAAAUGAUUCAAAUUUUGUAUUCAUACGAAUCAGACAAACAUAUGCAAUGUUGCCUUCGGACAUGGAAUUAAUGAGAAAGAUGUACUUGAAAACAAGAAAUGUUUAUUUAUUUUCUGUUAUAUGUUUCAAUUGUUUGAUCUUACGAACUCACGCUUUUCCGUAUGGACAGGGAAACGACAGUGAACAAAACGAAAGGAGUGACAUACUAGCUGGUGAAAAGAGGAGUGUCGAAGGAUUUUAUACAAGUCUUCCUAGUACUGUUUCACUGCAGACAUUGACAAAUGCGUCCAUUAUGAUGUGCGCAGAUGCGAUGGCCCAACCUUAUGCCAGAAUGGUUCAGCUGAGCGACGAGCAAAUGAGAGGUAUUCUGCAAGACAAGGGAGGUAACUACGUGAGAGACUACAUGGCUGCUACGCAGGAGGAAGCGCUGGAAAAUUUCCCCAACAUGCUAAUCUUAACUAAACCUAUUUCUGCGAACGGAAGCAUUACUUCCUUCUCGGUAAUGGACAAUCUCGUCACGAAGCAAAUGGUAAUUGAUGACUUGAACAAAUUGGCUGCAUUUUUAAUGGGUAAUCAUUCAACGACGAAUAAAAAUGAAAGUCAUCCAGUUGACACAGAUAAUGCUCUUGGAAGUGAGUUUAACACUAAAGUGACAUUAUCAACAAAUGGCACUUUAACAAGCAAACAAAUAUAUUCGAAAAGCAACUCAAGCGUUACGACUCCUACGCCUGCAAAAAUGCAUUUUUCAACAACAUCGCUAAACAACAUUGUAGACACGCCAGACGCAUUAUCGACAACUAGUUCUGUUUCUGAGAAAUAUACGCCAAACAUAGAAUCUACUACACAAGCCAGUGUUACGGAAUCCCCCACUCAUAGUACUGGCAUAGAAACAAGCACUGUGUCUUUGCUUUCAAGUGGAACUGAACAAACAACUUUAGACGCUAUAAAUGGCUCAAGCCUCUUAUUUCCUGAUGCCACCACACAAUCUUAUUCAGCAAGCAGUUCAAAUCAAGCGGCACCUAGUACACAUAAUUCAGACGCUAAGACCUUGACAACAUAUUCACCAAGAACGUUGACACCUAAAUCUUCAGGAGGUAAUCCAUCAACGAUGGAAACAAAAACAACGACAGAAGAUCCAAGAAUACUAAAUGGUAUCGAGCAGUUACAACAUUACGUUCAGGGAACUGGUUCGUUGAGUAAUAUCAGUAACCUAGGGAAAAGAGAGUUAGAUUCUAUUUGGCGUAAUGCCAACACUACAUUACAUCCGACGACCUUGCUUGGGCUUGCUGCCGGUAGCAGGAGAAUAAAAAGACACGCCGAUGGUUCUUACAGUGAACAGGAGUAUUGUCAGAAUAAAGGUGCCCUAACAGAGGAUCACAAAUUUGUCCAUCUAUGUUCAAUAUGUGCUACAACUACAAAGCUUCCGGGAGACAUGUUCCCGCGCUAUAUCAAUGAAGCCGUGUGCAAGACAGGCGACACAGACUGCUUCACAAUCGGUGGAACAAGUCAUGGGCAGUGUAAACAAACAAGGUUCUCUUUGAAUAUGCUUCGCAAGAAGUCUGGACAUUGUAAUAUGUUAAUACAUGGUGGAGAAACGUUGGUAUUUGAAAACUGGGAGCUCGUACCACAGCUUAUAAAUGUCUCGUGCGAAUGUACUAUAAACAAAUUAUCUGUGUUCAGCAAAUACGCUGGACAUAAUGUUCCUCUUGGAUGAUAAUGAUUGUUUGAUGCACACGGUUGAGUUCAACCUUGAUCGAAAGACUUUCUGUUAAGUUUAAACAGUUUUGUCAAAUAUGCUGUUACAGUUAAUUUGAAUAUCUGAUUUUUGAACGAUGUACUGUUCCUCACGUGCAACAUUUCUGAAUAAGGCAGUGGUGUAUGUCAAUAAUCUGAUUCAUGAAGUCCGGAAAUGAUUAAAGUGUUUAUUGAGUGUCAUAUAAAAGCUCACGAUGCCUAUAUCUACAAUGUGGCUGCACAUAUUUUGGGUUAUAAACAUAAAAUGUAAUAUGUUUUCACAUAUCUACGAUAAUCUAAGAUAUUUGAAACUACUGUUUCAUCUAACGAAUCCGUAAUAGUUUUUUUUUUCGUGAACUGUACCUUAACUAUGCACGAUUCAGAUAUAACUUAUCAAACAUUCUAUAGAUCACCGUGUUUGAAAAUUUUCAAAAAUGUAUUCUUACGUGUGUAGAAUUCUGGCCCAUUUAUGUAUUUUUCGAAGAUAUGCAACCUGUUUAUAUAGAAAUGUUGCUUAUUUACUAACUAAGAUAUCCUGAAAAUUCUUAAUUAUAAUUAUAAUCCACCAAGAAACUAAGUCAAAAUUGAUUUAUGUUCAAAAUGGCCGAAAUAUACAAUGGAAAAUGUCAUAUCAAAAUAUUUU